AUGUUGGCCAGUGCGAGCUCGCGGGUAUGGCUCUGCGUGUGGGCUGUGACCUGCUCAGCUCUCAUCGCCUCGCACUCCUUCGCAUCCGCGUCCAAGCUUGGUAGGCGCGAUCUAACCGAGCUGUCAUCCUCUGCAGUUGCUGCACUCGUGUCGUCUCCGGAUCCCGUCCGCAAUGUCGACCCCGCGAACCCCUCCUCCCACUUGUCCAGGAUCCUCAUCCCGCGCCCCCCAGACACGGAGAACAACACUCUCGUCAAGGACUACCUCGUCUCCACGCUGAAGAACCUCAACUGGCAUGUGGAAGAAGACACGUUCACCGACACGACCCCGUACGGAGAGAAGCGCUUCACGAAUGUCAUAGCUACCAAGGACCCGUCCGCGUCCCGGAGGGUGGUUGUCGCAGCGCAUUUCGACAGCAAAUUCUUCCCAACGUAUCCCCAGAGCCAAUUUGUAGGCGCGACCGAUUCCGCGGCACCAUGUGCGUUCAUGCUGGACCUAGCAGAAGCCUUGGACCCGCUACUCAACUUGCGACAACAACGUCUCGAAGACGGGCUGGAGGACGAUGAGGACGUAGCCGAGACGACUCUGCAGCUUGUCUUCUUUGACGGCGAAGAGGCAUUUAAGGAUUGGACUCAUACAGACUCCAUCUAUGGCGCAAGACACCUGGCGAACAAGUGGUCGAAUACCUAUAUCGAGCCCUACGCCAAGCGGAGGCUCCUACCAUCCAUGUAUACAGAGCUCGACACCAUAGAGGACUUCAUCCUCCUCGACCUACUCGGUGCGGCCAAUCCGUCGAUUCGUUCGUCCUUCACCGAGACCGCAUGGCUGUUUGAUGCGAUGGCGUCUGCUGAGCGCCGCCUAGGCGAGAGCGGUGCAUUCGACUACGGUGGGCAGGCCGACGCCCAGUGGAAGAGCUUCUUCGUCCCGCGGAGGGGCAACUUCAAUGGGUACGGCAUUGAGGACGAUCACUUACCGUUCCUGCAUCUCGGUGUCAGCAUUCUACACGUCAUUGCGAGUCCGUUCCCGAGCGUAUGGCAUACCAUCAAGGACGACGCGACGGCGUUGGAUAUCCCGACAAUGAGACGUUGGAACAUCGUUCUGCGUGUCCUCAUGUCUGAAUACCUUGGAUUGCGGCCCGACCUAUUGCGGAGUCGGGAUGAGACUAUAGCUCACUUAGGUCGCUCGGUGGACGACUUGGUGAGGAACACUCCGGCAUUGCAUAUAGCUCUCUUCUGA
Messenger RNA from Rhodofomes roseus, 1236 nucleotides. RefSeq lists its product as uncharacterized. Gene Ontology annotation, molecular function: zinc ion binding; glutaminyl-peptide cyclotransferase activity. Bases 1 to 1236 code for a protein of 411 amino acids. The transcript has 4 exons. NCBI's taxonomy places the organism in Eukaryota, Fungi, Basidiomycota, Agaricomycetes, Polyporales, Fomitopsidaceae. The record is from RefSeq and is a predicted model, not a curated record.